This is a messenger RNA of Podarcis raffonei (Aeolian wall lizard), 825 nucleotides long. RefSeq names its product BH3 interacting domain death agonist (gene BID). The record is from RefSeq and is a predicted model, not a curated record. Gene Ontology annotation, cellular component: mitochondrion; cytosol; cytoplasm. The coding region runs from base 198 to 764 and encodes 188 amino acids. NCBI's taxonomy places the organism in Eukaryota, Metazoa, Chordata, Lepidosauria, Squamata, Lacertidae. The transcript has 6 exons. Gene Ontology annotation, biological process: positive regulation of intrinsic apoptotic signaling pathway; positive regulation of release of cytochrome c from mitochondria; positive regulation of extrinsic apoptotic signaling pathway.
AAGCGGCGCGAGGAGGAAGUGAAGUCAGUCUCGCGGUGGCGAAUCCGCUGCUCGGAGCGGAGCGGACGAAAAAAGAAAGAGAGCGAGCGAGCAAGCAGGCGGCGGGGCUGCGGGACCUGAGCUGGGCAGAGCCGCUUUGCAUGGUAGAAGCCCUGUGAUUUCCGAAGAUUACGAGUAACCUGGCUUCAGCAUCAACGAUGGACCAGGGUGAUUAUAAUAGCCCCUUUCAGGAGGCACAGCUAACCAAGAUUCUCCUCUACUCCUUCCUGGAGAAGUCUUCCGACUGUGCUUUUGCUUCAGAGCUUUGUGCUUUGAAAAACCAGUUGGUUUCAGAGCAGGACGAUGAUGACGAGCUUCAGACAGAUGGCAACAGAUUUGGGCAACCUGAGGACAUCAUAUAUCCAAAUUCAGAUGAAGAGGAAAUUUUCCGGAUUAUUGGAGCUCAGCUGGCUGAAAUCGGAGAUCAGCUGGCUGCCGAGAUUGACCCAUCGCUCAUACAGAAUCUUGUGCGGCAGUUUAUGGCGAAGAACAUGUCCAAAGAGGCAAUAACCAAUCACCUGUCUCAAGUAGUGAAGGAAGUUGUGCGAAGGAUGCCUUUGGAAAUGGAGCAGGAGAGAGCCAUGCUAGUGGUAGCUAUGGUUUUAGCCAAAAAAGUAGCAAACACUGUGCCAUCUCUUCUACAACAAGUGUUCAGCACAACCGUGAACUACAUCAACCAGAACCUCCGUGAUUAUGUGAACAACUUGGAACCUGAGGUGAUAUAAAAUAAAAUCCAGAUGUGAAUGAAGGGAACACAACAUGUCUACCUUUAAGAAAUCUUUUUUU